AACAUCCCUGCUAAAGUUAGCGGGGAGAUUCAUUUAACGGGCCAAAAUGCAAUUUGAAAGCGGUCGCAAUUUGAAACCACUAACAAAGUGCUCACAGAGAGUAACACAAAUGUCCCUCCCAAAAUCAUAACACAAAAGAAACAAGAACAGGCGGCAACCAGUUAGAAAACCAAUACCUCCACGAACAAAAAUAAACAGGCAGGGUUCUGGAAUUAAGAUAAUGGAAGUUCCGCGCGAUCAAUUACAGCUUCUAAUCGACAAUGGCCUUUACGACUCUGCUGAGAUGCUGAAGAACUGUUGCAGUCUUGUGCUAAUACCUGAGAACCAAAGGGAUGCUUUUUGAUGUCUUCGACUACUUCUAGCGUCGAUAUAUCUCCAAGUGCAAGGGCUGAAAACAUGGUACUAUUUGCAGAUGCAUUGUAUGGAAAGAAGGAAUACCGAAGAGCAUUGAAUGUUUACAGAACAGCAUAUCACUGUUCCAAGCUUAUUCCUAAGCAAAGUGUAAGUGGAUCAAGAAAUAUUUUACCUACAGGAAAUAGGAUAUCUUCAACAAAUCCUAUCCAUGUUUCACCCUUUAAUGAGAAUGAGGUUAAGUUCAAAAUUGGGCUUUGUCAUAUGGAUCUCCAUGACAUUAGAGCAGCUCUCACUGAGAUGGAGGGCAUACCAAGCAAAUUAAGAACAUUGCGAAUAAACCUGACAAUGGGUAAAUUGUAUCGUAUGACUAGCUAUGAUCGUGCCGCUCUUAUAUCUUAUAAAGAAUGCCUAAGGCAGUGCCCCUACACUCUAGAAGCAAUUGUAGCCCUAGCUGAUAUGGGAGUACCUUUGAAGGAAAUCCAGUCUGUUCUGCCCCAGGCACAAAGCAAAAGUGGGAGACCUCCAUCUGAUCUUGAACACGUGCGCUGGUUGCAUCGUUAUGCUGAGGCCCAAUGUGCUGUUAUUUCACAAGAUCAUAAGGGUAUGUCAGAACAUUUCAAUAAUCUUUUACAGCGAUUUCCCAACAAUCUCCAUAUAUUGCUUGAGACAGCAAAGGCAGAAGUAGCCGUUGGAAGGAAUGAUGAAGCCCUUCUGAACUUUGAAAAGGCUCGAUCUCUUGAUCCAUACAAUUUAACAGGCAUGGAUGAGUAUGCAAUGCUCUUGCGGACAAGAGCAGACCCUUCUGAAUUGAAUAGGCUGUUAAAUGACCUAUUGCUUACUGAUCCUAACAGGCCAGAGGUUUGGGUUGCAUCAGCUGCUUACUGGGAUAGACGUGAUGAUAAAUUUCGGGCUUUGACAUACGCCGAAAAGAGUGUGCGGGUUGAUGAAAGACAUGUACCAGGUUAUAUUAUCAAGGGAAACUUAUUAUUAUCAUUGAAUCGAGCUGAGGCAGCUGUAAUGUCCUUUAGAAGAGCUCACCAACUGAGGCCUGACCUUCGUUCCUAUCAAGGCCUUGUGCGUGGAAACUUAGCCAUUUUAAGGCCAAAAGAUGCCCUAAUGGCUGCUCGUGAAGCUCUAAAGGCCAUGCCUCAUUCAGCAAAAGCCCUUACUCUAGUGGGUGAUGUCUAUGCACACAAUCCUGAUGCCAGAGAUAAGGCAAGAAAAUUCUAUGAAUCAGCCUUGCGUUUGGAACCUGGCUAUCUUGGAGCUGCAUUAGCCUUAGCUGAUCUUCGUUCUGUUGAAGGACGGAAUGCAGAAGCUAUAGAACUUUUGGAAAUGUACUUAAAAGAUUGGGCAGAUGAUUCACUACACACCAAGUUGGCACAGAUCUAUGCUGUAAUAAGCAAUCUUGAUGAGGCUUUGUCUCAUUACUCUGCAGCCCUAAGAAUAAAUCCAGAUAAUGAGGCAGCCAAAAAGGGACUUGAACGCUUGGAAAGACAGAUGAAGGGUGCAGAUCCAGAUCUUCCUGAAGAAGAUGAGGAAAAUGAAGAAGAUGAUGCCGAAGCUGAGCAGGAGGAGACAGAAUAUUAGCUGCAUGUCAAUGCCGUGGUGUAAGAUAAAUAGGGCUUCAGGAUUGAGUCUCCUAUUUAUCUGUACAAUAUUCACUGUCAAUUUGUGAGGAACAACGUACAUCUAAAAGGUAAGAGUUUUCCAAGUUCAUUGCAACGCUCAUGUUAAUGCUGGCCAUCACCGGCUAUUGUACUAACAACGCUUGGCUCUUUGCUCAAGUUACUGUAUAUUUGAAGCUUUGAAAUGAAAAUUUACUCGAUUCACCAUCUAAUGAAGAUCACUGAUUCAAGCCCAUUCAGAAGUCACAUAAUUUAGCUCUUAUGGGUGACAAGUAGUGACAGUUGAUUGUAACUUGACAACUCUUGGACAUUGUAUACUAAUUCAUAUAUAUAUAUAUAUAUAUAUAUAUAU
Messenger RNA from Cryptomeria japonica (Japanese cedar), 2334 nucleotides. RefSeq names its product anaphase-promoting complex subunit 7. The coding region runs from base 343 to 1944 and encodes 533 amino acids. Gene Ontology annotation, biological process: cell division. Gene Ontology annotation, molecular function: protein binding. The record is from RefSeq and is a predicted model, not a curated record. The transcript is spliced from 19 exons. NCBI's taxonomy places the organism in Eukaryota, Viridiplantae, Streptophyta, Pinopsida, Cupressales, Cupressaceae.